UCUGGUCGUUCUUUUGGCUCCGCCCAGCGAGUGCCCAGGACAAGCAGCGCGUGAGCUGUGAAGUUAGAUUUGUUUGUGUUCACAGCGUUAAGCGCGUGGAGUGAACGGUGAGCAGGGGGCGAUGUUGCGCUGGUGGUUGCCAUGGUUACUGGGCCUCGCGCUGGUCCUGCCCGGGCUGACCCUCGAGAACAGCUGCUCUGAACACUGCAAGGCAUGUGGAGGACCUGAGAGAGACCAGUGUUUGCAGUGUCAGCCGGGGUUCAGCCUCCACGACAACAUGUGUGUGGAUAUUGAUGAGUGUGGUACUGAGCUGGAUACCUGCCCCUCAGACAUGUACUGCUUCAACACACACUCCUCAUACGAGUGUAGAAGUUGUGAUCGUGCCUGUGUGGGCUGUAUGGGUGGUGGUCCGGCUCGUUGUAAGAAGUGUGCCCCUGGUUACACAUGGUCAGGUGUGAAGUGUGUAGAUGUUGAUGAGUGCAGUGAGGAGGUGUUGGCCUGCUCUGAUAUAAACGCUCUCUGCGUGAAUACUGAAGGAUCGUUCCGCUGUGAAUGCGCUCCGGGCUUCACACACAGUGGUAGUGUGUGUGUGAGGAACCAGCCGGCAGAGGGUCAGGCGCGCGGUCUGCUGGAUGACCUCCAGGAUGAGGAGGUGGAGGUGCUGAAGCAGAUGUUCUUCGGCGUGGUGCUGUGUGCUCUGGCCACGCUGGCCGCUAAAGGGGACAUGGUCUUCACCUCCAUGUUCAUGGGGGCUGUGGCGGCCAUGGUGGGAUACUGGCUCUCAGACAAGAGUGACAACGUACUGGGCAGCUUUGUGAAAGGCCGGUGAAGUUAGACGGAUUGGACUGAAAGAACUUUGCGUUUUUCACAAACAGGAUUAUUUUUAAAGGGCCUCUGAGGUUCAGCAGUGGUUCUCAAGCUGUGGCACUCUCACAAAUGGCGGUUUGUGUAGCACCCCCAGGUGGAUAACCCUUGAGUAACCCUCGAAAUCGGAUGUAUGCUCUAAAAACUUGUACAAAAAACUUAACAUCUAUGUAAAUUCUUCUUUUCUGUGUUAAUAAAAUCAGUUUUU
Colossoma macropomum (tambaqui) is the source of this 1072-nucleotide messenger RNA. RefSeq names its product protein disulfide isomerase CRELD1 (gene creld1a). The transcript has 6 exons. Gene Ontology annotation, molecular function: calcium ion binding. The coding region runs from base 122 to 829 and encodes 235 amino acids. The record is from RefSeq and is a predicted model, not a curated record. NCBI's taxonomy places the organism in Eukaryota, Metazoa, Chordata, Actinopteri, Characiformes, Serrasalmidae.